This is a messenger RNA of Gadus morhua (Atlantic cod), 1818 nucleotides long. It is a transcript of the gene mdm2, whose product is annotated as MDM2 proto-oncogene. Gene Ontology annotation, molecular function: ubiquitin protein ligase activity; p53 binding; identical protein binding. Lineage: Eukaryota; Metazoa; Chordata; Actinopteri; Gadiformes; Gadidae. The record is from RefSeq and is a predicted model, not a curated record. Gene Ontology annotation, cellular component: nucleus. Gene Ontology annotation, biological process: regulation of gene expression; regulation of cell cycle; negative regulation of apoptotic process.
AGGUCGAGCUAGGCUACGCGGAGUUAGGCUAGGCGGGUCCAAACUGCUGGUCUAGUCCUGACAUGUUGAAGAGAGGUGUGUAUAAGACUAGCUCAGCUGGGAGGUCUUGUUGCACUUUAUGUACAGAGCAUGUAUUCACUAGACAUCAAGAUGUCAGGUGACAACUGUGACAAGUCUGUCCAGGACAGCAAACUGGUGAGACCCUCAGCUGAGUUCCAGUCCCUCCUCCUAUUGGCUGGAGCCUCUAAAGACCUCUUCACCAUGAAGGAGGUCAUGUAUUACCUCGGUCAGUACAUCAUGCAGAAGGAACUUUUUGACAAGACUGAGCAGCACAUCGUCCACUGCUCCCAUGAUGCACUUGAGGUCCUCGGAGUCCACAGCUUCUCCGUCAAAGAGCCAAGAAUUUUGUUUUCUUUAAUUACCAAGAAUCUUGUUGCAGUUAUGAGUAACGAGUCAUCUCCAGAAGUCUCUCAACAAUGCACAGUUAAGACAGAGGAGGAGUCGGUGUCUCCUGGCUCCAGUAGGAGGCGCAGGAGGAGGAGCAGGAGGAGCAGUGAGCCGGGUCCGUCGUGCUCCAAAGAGGAGGAGGAGGAGGAGGAGCAGGAGGACGACCAGGAUGAGGACCAGGAGGGAGGGAGGAAGAGGAGGCGCUCUGAUAGCUUCUCUCUGACCUUCGAUGACAGCUUGUCCUGGUGUGUGAUUGGUGGACUCAGAAAUGACACCGACUGCCAGGGCCAAUCCGCUGACACAAACAGUACGGUGAGUGAUCACUUCAGUGUGGAGUUUGAAGUUGAGUCUCUGGACUCAGACGACUACAGUGAUGAAGAAACGUCGUUAUCUGGGGACGACCAGGUGUAUGAGGUGACCAUCUUCGAAGCAGAGGAAGACUCUUCUGAUGAAGAUCCUGAGAUUACAAAGGAUGACUACUGGAGAUGCUCUAAUUGUGAGGAGUUGAACCCUCCGUUGCCUAGGAACUGUAACCGCUGCUGGAAGCUGCGUCAGGAUUGGCUCCCUGAGCUGUCUGUCAGCAGAGCAAACUCUGCCUCCCCUGAUCACAAAGUCAUGCCCACCAAACCCUCUGUGGACCAAUCAGUUGCCGACCAAAACUCUCCAGGACCAGAGGACGAUGUGGACGUUCCCGACGGAAAGCGGAGCCACUCCCCCCGAGCCCCCUCCUCCCCCCGGCACCCCCCCUCUUCGGACCUCCUGGGCUCCACCCCCUCCCCCCCGCCCUGCGACCCCGCCCCCCCGCCCGACUCCAAGAGGACGGUCUCCACGGAGACGCGGCUGCCGGAGGCGUGCGUGGAGCCGUGUCUGAUCUGCCAGACGAGACCCAAGAACGGCUGCAUCGUCCACGGCCGCACCGGGCACCUCAUGGCCUGCUACCCCUGCGCCCGCAAGCUGAAGAGGAGGAACAAGCUGUGUCCGGUCUGCAGGGAGCCCAUCCAGAGUGUAGUCCUGACCUACCUGUGCUAGACCAGAGCAUAGUCCUGACCCACCGGAGUCAGACCUAACCCUGAGCCCCUAACCCUCUGGUCCUGACCUACCUUAGACCCCUCCCCCUCCAGGGUCUGGUCCUGACCUACCUUAGACCCCUCCCCCUCCAGUGUCUAGUCCUGACCCACCCCUUCCCCUAACCUUACCCACCUAGUAACCCAGAAGGAUUUAAAGACGAGGUACUGGUCAGAACGCUGAACUGAUCACAAAGACAUGUUUCAUUUAUCGAAUCUGUACAGUAUAAAGUUUAAUAGAGUGAUCAGAAAAAUGUUUAUCUUGUAUUCACUGAAUAAAGUUUAUUCGAAGGCCCUAUCAAAUCUA